AUGGGACUUUGCAAAUGUCCGAAACGAAAAGUUACCAACUUAUUCUGCUAUGAGCAUCGUGUCAACGUCUGCGACUUUUGCCUUGUCGAUAACCAUCCAAAUGUAAGUUUCACGCAACCUCAUGCUUCCCAACAUUAUUGAUUCUCAGUGCGUCGUGCAAAGUUACUUGAGUUGGCUCACAGACCAGGAUUACGACCCAAACUGUGCCAUCUGCAAAACCUCUCUUUCCGAAGGUGAAACCAUUCGCCUGAAUUGUUUGCGUAAGUUUUUUCUCUUCUUCCAAUGAUUUCAACAAGAAAUAGUUAAUUUUCUCAGAUCUCUUGCAUUGGAGAUGCUUCGAUGACUGGGCUGCCAGUUUUCCGGCGACCACUGCACCGGCCGGCUACCGCUGUCCGUGCUGCAAUCAUGAGGUGUUCCCGGCUCUCAACGAAGUUUCUCCACUCAUUGAAAAGCUUCGCGAGCAGCUAAAGCAGUCGAAUUGGGCUCGUUCCGCUCUCGGCCUUCCGGUUCUUCCUGAGCUAAACAGACCCGUUUCGGCCGUCAAGCCAAUUGUUCCACAACCGCCUCCAUCUCAUGCUGCUUAUGACAAUCCGAAUUCCGCCAAAGACAUUCCGGUGACUCAUAAUAGGUAAUUUUUUAGGUUUAAAAGAAUAAAAUGAGCAAUAUCUUCCAGAUCAGCAACUCCAGCAACACAUUUGGAAAUGGAGGACACCGCCUCUUAUUCUGUCUCUAACAACGAUGUGACAUUUGCGAGAAAGAAGAAUUAUGCUCCUGAGACUUCGAGUGACACUCACCCAUUGCUGAAACGUGAUCGAGAUGCUGAUAACGAGGAAAACAAAUACAAAAGACGGCCGACGAUGGACUGGAUGCGCGGCCUUUGGAGAGCCAAACACGGCUCCGGAGUUCCCCAGGAAAAGACAUCGGCUCGCAAAGUUGCCCUUUUUGUCAUUUUCCUGGCAAUUCUGGCAUUGAUCACGGUGAGUUUCAGCGAAUCAAGAAUGUAGAUUAGAAAUUUCGUUCCAGAUUAUCGCAGUCCUAAAGCGAGCCGGCUACAACGGAGAGCACUCUGAUCCGAUGUUCGAUCCGAUGUCCAAUCCGAACAUUCGUGUUGCGGUCGAUGAUUCCCGUCUUCCGCACCUUUAG
This is a messenger RNA of Caenorhabditis sp. 36 PRJEB53466, 1143 nucleotides long. NCBI's taxonomy places the organism in Eukaryota, Metazoa, Nematoda, Chromadorea, Rhabditida, Rhabditidae. The record is from the annotation of a GenBank genome assembly.